AUGGCCGCCAAAUCGUCCCGCAAGGACCGCAUCUGGUCGCGAGGAGAAAUCGAGGGGUUGAUUGCAGAAGGAAGAAAGAUCGUGAUAUUCGAUGGACAAGUGAUCAAGACCGAUUUGUGGCUGCCAUUCCAUCCUGGAGGGGAAAAGUCCGUCCUUCAUAUGGUUGGGAGAGAUGCAACAGACGAGAUCCGCGCCCUACACUCUCCUGAAGCUCAGAAAUAUAUGCAGAAGUACGCGAUUGGAAGAAUCGAAGGACGAUGGGUAAACUUCUUGCCCCCCAUACAAGGCGGACACUUCAGACCCUACGUUCCGGGUCAGGAAGAGUGUGAAGAGCUGGAUUUGGAGAUUGACGAUACAGCGAGCUUCUCGAGCAGAAGUACUGUCGCUCCCUCACCGGUCUUCGAUCCGGCCGAUACGACCACCCGACACCCUUCAGCAACCUCCUCCGUCUCCUCCGUCUCCUCUCUGUCCGAUGUCGCGUCUGCAGACGUCAAGCCGAAUCCUAUUGACCGCCAGCUUGAUGCUGAAAGAUCCUCCGACUUCAUUAAAUAUCCAUCUUUGGACCUGGCGUCGCAGGAUCGGAUCAUUGCCAAAUACCGGGAGCUGGAUGCUCGCAUUCGUGCCGCAGGCCUGUACGACUGUCCAUACGGCUCCUACGGGAUCGAAGGCUGUCGAUAUACCUUCCUCUUCGUCUCGUUCUUGGUCGCUCUGCACUACUCACACUAUGCCAUUGCUGGUUUGUUCUUGGGUAUGUGCUGGCACCAGCUCGUGUUCACGGUCCACGACUCGGGCCACAUGGGAGUCACACACCGAUUCCACAUCGACUCGUGCAUCGGCAUCUUCAUCGCCGACUUCCUCGGUGGUCUGUCAGUCGGGUGGUGGAAACGAAACCACAAUGUCCACCACAUUGUGACCAACUCUCCCGAGCACGAUCCUGACAUCGAGCAUAUCCCAUUUUUCGCGAUCUCGACCCGGUUCUUCGGUUCCCUUCGCUCGAGCUACUACGACCGCGUGAUGCCUUUCGACGCGAUCGCCAAGUGGUUCAUCUCCAAACAGGAUUGGCUAUACUAUCCCAUCUUGACCUUUGGCCGGUUCAACCUGUACCGCCUGUCGUGGGAAUACCUUCUCCUCGGCCAGGCUCCCAAAAAAGGUCCUGCUUGGUGGCAUCGCUACCUGGAGAUCCUGGGACAAGUGUUCUUCUGGGUCUGGUACGGCUAUUUUGUCGUCUACAAGUCCAUCCCUACCGGCUGGGACCGGUUCGUGUUCGUCAUGAUCUCUCACAUGGUGACGUCGCCUGUCCACGUCCAGAUCACGCUCUCGCAUUUCGCAAUGUCCACCACGGACAUGGGAGUCCACGAGUCGUUCGCCCAGAAAAUGCUCCGCACCACUAUGGACGUCGACUGCCCGACCUGGCUCGAUUUCUUCCACGGCGGCCUGCAGUUCCAGGCCGUGCAUCAUCUGUUCCCGCGCAUCCCCAGACAUAAUCUACGCAAGGCACAGAAAUAUGUCAAGGAGUUCUGCGCAGAUACCGGCAUCCCGUAUGCGAUCUACGGGUUCGGUCAAGGGAACAAAGAAGUCAUCGGCAGGCUGGGCGAGGUGGCUAAGCAGGUCAGGGUGUUUGAGGAGUGUAGGAAGGUUUGUGCUCAAGAGUUGCUGGAGGGCCAUGCACAUGCAGAAUAA
Messenger RNA from Capronia coronata CBS 617.96, 1680 nucleotides. RefSeq lists its product as uncharacterized. Gene Ontology annotation, molecular function: oxidoreductase activity, acting on paired donors, with oxidation of a pair of donors resulting in the reduction of molecular oxygen to two molecules of water. The transcript has a single exon. The record is from RefSeq and is a predicted model, not a curated record. NCBI's taxonomy places the organism in Eukaryota, Fungi, Ascomycota, Eurotiomycetes, Chaetothyriales, Herpotrichiellaceae. Bases 1 to 1680 code for a protein of 559 amino acids. Gene Ontology annotation, cellular component: membrane. Gene Ontology annotation, biological process: lipid metabolic process.